AUGUCAGACGACGGUUCACCGGUUGUUGAAGAUAAGAAGAAGCGUGGUCGUCCAGCAAAAAGCCCUGUCAAAGAAGCAAAGAGGAGAGGCAGACCGCCAGUGGAAAAGAACAACGUUGUAACUAAGUCUGACGAUGACGAUGAUGCCCCAGUACCUGUCAAAAGAGGCAGAGGGCGUCCAAAGGGAACGCAUAAGAAGAAGGCUAGUGCAGUAAAAGUUGCAACUGCGCCGCGUGGCCGUGGUAGACCGAAGAAGGUAGAAGAAAAGCCAGAAAGCACUGGUGAGGAAGAAGAUGAACAGGAGGAAGAGGAAGAGGAGAAUUGAAGUAACUGAGUCACCCUAGCUUUGAUUCACUCUCAGAUACCCUUGAAAAAAAUCCUCGUUCCUUUAUUUUAAGUUUUACUAUUCCAUAACUUGUUGAAAGCUCACACCAAGUGACACCGAAAUUCAUUAUAUUCCGAAUUUAAUAACAAAAGGAGGUAGAGAGAAAAAGUUUUAAAAAAGUAAAACAAAAAAAAAUGAGAAAAUGAAAAAGCUAACAGAAGUUAUUUGAGAAGCCAAGCUUUCAAAGAACACUACUUGUAUAAACCGUAUGUAAUGUAUUUUUUAGUAUUUAGACACGUUUUGAUUUAUUACUAAAUAUUGAAAAUGUGAACAAACAUUUAAGACUUUAGGCAUCCAAGCCCGGGUUCAUCUGUACUGUACGACCCAAUUUCAUUUUUAAACAAUGGUUUUUAGUAUCUUCAAAUACGAUUAUAUUACCUUAUGGCACUUCUAUAUAUUAAUAUUAUAAGUAAAAAUGGCUCUGCUCCGAAAUAUAAGAAGCAACUAACUUCGUAAUCACUAAAUAUCCGUAAACCUGGUGGAGUACUUUCCAUGUGAAAAGAUGUAGAAAGUAUUGCUACAAUGUCAAACGAAAUCUUAUUUCUGAUUAAACAUACAUUGUGUGAAUGUCAAAUUUGUAUUAAAUAAACUAUAAACAAAAUAA
This is a messenger RNA of Neodiprion virginianus, 988 nucleotides long. It is a transcript of the gene D1, whose product is annotated as high mobility group protein HMG-I/HMG-Y-like. Gene Ontology annotation, molecular function: DNA binding. The record is from RefSeq and is a predicted model, not a curated record. The transcript is spliced from 2 exons. Bases 1 to 324 code for a protein of 107 amino acids. Lineage: Eukaryota; Metazoa; Arthropoda; Insecta; Hymenoptera; Diprionidae.